Messenger RNA from Xenopus laevis (African clawed frog), 5073 nucleotides. RefSeq lists its product as uncharacterized. Lineage: Eukaryota; Metazoa; Chordata; Amphibia; Anura; Pipidae. The record is from RefSeq and is a predicted model, not a curated record. The coding region runs from base 1328 to 4699 and encodes 1123 amino acids. The transcript has 13 exons.
CCCCUCUUUUGGUAGGGAAUCCCAUAACCUGACUGUCCUUACAGUAAAGAACCCCUUCCUAUGCUGAUGGUGAGAUCUCCUUUCCUCCCCACCAAUGAAUCACUCAUUCCCCCUCUUUUGGUAGAGAAUCCCAUGACCUGACUGUCCUUACAGUAAGGAACCCCUUCCUAUGCUGAUGGUGAGAUCUCCUUUCCUCCCCACCAAUGAAUCACUCAUAGGGAAUCCCAUUUAUAGCUAACAUCAAGUCAAGUCAAGUGGAUUUUAUUGUCAUUUCAGCCAUACAGUAAUACAGUACAUAAUAGAAACAAAAUGACGUUCCUCCAGAACCCCUGGUGCUACACAUAAGACUACACAUAAGACUAUACUGGGUACAUCAAGUGUGCGUUUUUGGAAAAAGAGCAACUCUAGUACACAGUCACGCUGGGCAAGAUGACUAUUCCAGUUCCUUAUGAAUGUAUUUAGUUUAGUCCUUUGGAGUUGAGAUACCUGACGGCUUGUGGAAAUAGACUGUUGGCUGAUGGGCCUUCUUCACUAUAGAGCUGGUGUUUAGGGACCAGUAGAGGUUCUCUGUCAGAUGUACCCCAAGGAAUUUGGUGCUCUUCAUGAUUUCCACCGGAGAUCCGUCAAUGUACAGUGGAGAAUGAUCCCCACGUGUUCUCCUGAAGUCGACAACUAUUUCCUUUGUUUUGUUUGUAUUCAUAGACAGAUUGUUAACUUUGCACCAGUCCAUUAUCCAUUUCACCUCUUGUCUAUAUGCUCACUCGUUAUUCUUGCUGAUAAGACCUACUACGGUUGUAUUAUCAGUGAACUUGAUGAUGUGAUUGGACCCAUGACUUGCCACACAGUCAUGAGUCAGCAGUGUGAAGCCAUGGGUCCAAUCACAUCAUCAACUUUGCUUGAUGAUGUGAUUGGACCCUGUGUCCCUGGAUCACUUAGAAUCUGGGUUGGAAGCUCUGUUGACACAAAUUUGUAAGUAAAAAGGAAAAUACCAUAAUACCAUAAACACAAACUGUAAAUGCAGUUAGAUAUCUAUUUUUUUAGUAAAUAUUCUGUGUCUCUAAAAUAAAAUAUGUUGCCAUUCUAUAUAAUUGCAUAAAUAAUAUCUCUAUUCUGCCCCAGUAGUUCAUAUAAAGAAAAUAACGAUACAUUUACCCAAAGUCUUUCACCAGUCGCUUACUCACAAGAAAAUGUUCCUUUAUAAGAGAAUGAAUAUUUUGUGAUGGUUUUUGUGGAUGACUACUAUUAAUACUUAUGGUUAGCACUCGGCUAAGCCUUUUGGACUGCUGCUCCGUCUGUGUCCAUCUCCAACAAACCCUUCCACCAGGACAUGGAGCAGACACUCACCUGCCGAGCCUGGGGGUAUUACCCAGAAUCCAUUGUUGUCAGUUGGUUCAUGAACGGAACAUUUGUGCAGAAGUCUAAGACUCACAGAAUUAGUGGCUCUGAGGUGGAGUCAAGCUUUCAGUUUACUCCGAUGGUGGAGGACACAGGGAUGGAGCUGCUCUGUGUGGUGGAACAUGGAACCCUAAAGGAACCGAGUAGCCUCAGGCUGCUGGUGGAGUUCACAGAUCUGAGAGUGAACAUGAUGGUGAAGAUGAUGAUGGUCAUUUCAGCCGUUGUUUGUGUCCUCUUACUCUUUGCCACAUUGUAUCACAGGGAGCAGCAGAAACAUAAACUCAAGGUGAGAGACAUUAUCUGCUCAGAAAAAGGGGAAUUCAGCUUGGAAGUGGACAAUGUCUUCCCUGAACCUAUCAAUAUCACUUGGGAUGUUGCCCAACCAGCAAUGAGUCCAGACUAUAAAUCUCUACAGUCUUCUCUUCUCAUGAGUAGAAACCAGAAUGGCACCUUCCAUGUCACCAGCACCUGUGAGCACCUGAGGGACCAGAUCAACCCCAAGGAGUCAUUUUCUCUCCGGGCCACCGUAGCACACUUGCAACUGAAACAGUCAGUUUGUAAGGAAUGGAAUGGAACAGAAUUCAUGAAAUAUGCUGUGUUGAGGCCAGUGAUUGGAGAAAUAACCAAACCCAUUUUCUAUCCUAACAAGAAGGCCAUGAUACAGUUCCAGAUCUCUGAUUAUUUCCCUGAUGCUCUGACUGUGAGUUGGUAUAGGAAGGAGGCAGGGAAAGAGGAUUUGGUUCUGGUAACUAGAAGUGGGAGGUACAAGAUCCCAAAUAUUAUACCCCAAAAAGAGAAGGAUAAGACUCUCACCUGUACGGCAAAUUUAUCUUUUACUCCAUCACUGAGUGAGGAUGAAGGAGCAGAAUUUAUUUGCAGAGUGGAACAUCCUGGCCUGGAGGAGGCGAUAGAGAGUCGCACAGGGCUGAUACAUGUGUGGGCAAAACCCCAGGUCUUACAGCCCAUAAAACUCUCCAUUAGUGACUCCAAGGAGGUUCUCUGCUCCCUGUUUGUGCAGAACUUUUAUCCCAAGGAGAUUUCCAUCAUUUGGAGCUGUACAGAAAACAUAUACCAAAAGAUAAAACCGGGAGAGAGCUAUGGAGACAAUCCAGAUUCCACACACAAUGUGGUGAGCACAUAUACAAUACCUGGAGAUUGGUUAAAGAAGCCAGACUUUAACGUGAACGUGAUCUGGAAGCAUGUGUCUAUGGAAGACCCUGAAUCCAAAGAAAUGUCCCUCAAACACCCAGACUUCCCCUGGAGGCCAACCAUAGAAGAGAUAUCCCAGUUUAUCUGGAUCCAGGACCAGGAGACGGCUCUGCACUGUAAGAUUUCUCCCUACUUCCCUGAUGCUCUGACUGUGAGUUGGAUGGAGAAGAGAAAGGGAAGGAAUCCCCAACCCGUAUCUACGAAUGGGAAGUACAAAAUCUCAGCUAUGAAGCCAGAGAGAAGGAAUGAUAAUACUUAUAGCUACACAACCCAACUGUCUCUUCCAUCAUCCUCACGUAUAGAGGAAGAUCUGGAAUUCAUCUGUAGGGUGGAACAUCCCAGCCUGGAGCGGCCAAUAGAGAGAAGCACUGGGAACCCACAGUUUAAAGCGGCCCCCAAGCAGCCAAAUCCAGUGCAAUGGUCUUUGUCUGAUAAAGGGGGAGCUGUCUGUACCCUCAGUCUGCACAACUUUUAUCCCAAACCCAUAGAAGUCACAUGGAUCUUUCUGACUGGGUCACAAAAACAAGAAAGUCUCCUCUUAGAACCUCAGUACCAGCCCAAUGCUGACCAGACCUUUAAUGUUACAAGUUCAUGUUCAGUAGCUGAGAAUCUGCUCCAACUCCCAGACUGUAAGAUCCGAGUCACCUGGAACCACCCGGCCACGAAAACAUCUGAAUCCAGAGAGAUGAGCCCCACAGACCCAGAUUUCCCAUGGUGCCCCCAGGUGUCACUGAAGCCCAUAGGAACCCUUACACUGGGCAGAGAGGCGACACUACAGUGGGAUAUUUCUGACUAUUUCCCCAAUGCCCUGACACUGACCUGGCUACUAAGGAAGGUUGCCCAUGAAGAGCAAAUCCUGCCACAUGAUAAACACAAUUACAGGAUGGAGAAUAAACCAAGAAAGACCCCACGUGGGACAUAUAUCAGUACUGGGUAUCUGCACUUCAUCCCAUCAAUACUUUCCCACCAAGGGGCAGAAAUAGUCUGCAGAGUGGCACAUCCCAGCCUGGCACAGCCCAUAGACAUUGGCACCGGGGCCUUACACAUAACAGUGGCACCAGGAGACCCAGAGCCUGUGAGAUUGUCCAUCAGUGACUCAGGGAAGGAGAUUGUGUGCUCUCUCAUUGUCACAAGAUUCUACCCCAAAGAUAUUCAUAUAGACUGGACCAGAACCAAGUCCCACAAUCAUCACCAAAAGAUAAUUCCAUCCCACAAAGUGAUUCAGGUUAAUGAUGAUGAGACAUUUAAUGCUGUGAGUGAUGUCACAAUCCCAUCACAUGACUUCACUUUCCCACUGACAGUGACCUGGAACCAUAAAUCUACAGGACAGACUGGGAAAAGAGAGAUUUACCUAAAAGCUCGUCCCACAGUGAAUGAGAUUAAACUGGGAGAGGACGGCAGGUUCUAUUUGGAUGCAAAUGGGUUUUAUCCCCAAAAGAUGACAAUUUCAUGGCAACUGAUUCAGGGAAAAGCACAGAAAAAGGUUCUCAGCCCUGAGCCUGAAUAUGUGGAAAAUGCAGAUGGGACGUACAAAGUCAGAAGCACGUGUGAGAUCCCCAUAGAAGUGAAUAGGAAUAUUCUGUAUAUUCUCCGUGCCACUAUACAGCAUGAAACUCUGCCUGAGCCAAUUAGUACUGAGAUAAAGCAAGCUGUACCCCAGAUAGUGGAACCAGUGGAAUUCAUACAGCUGGAAUCAGGGAACGUUCUCUAUUCAGUGCAUUUCCGUCAAUUCUACCCAAAGAAUAUUGUCAUUAAGUGGCUCACUAGAGAUGGUAAAUACCCAAUAAUGAAGCCAACAAAGAAAAUCAUUCAGACGGAUGAAGAAGAAACAUUUGAUGUCGUCAGUAAGUGUGAGAUUCCCGGGAAGUUCCGCCAACAAGAAAUUCGAGUCAUUUGGGAACAUGAAUCCCUGGCGGUGCCUCAGCACAUAGACCUGUGGGUACCAGAGAAAGCGAUUGGAUCAGAACCACUGGGACGACUGGGUCUGGCGCAGGAUCAACAGACAAGAAUAAAUACAGUCAAGAAAACCUCAAAUCUGGCAAAACCUCCAGUUCUGGACAGAAAUGAAAAACAGACUUUCUUUAAGAAAACAUAAGAUCCAGACAAAACCAAAUACAACAUGGGGGGAGAUACACAAGGAGGGAUAUAAGUAAAACCCCACUGAUCCCUGUACCUGAUGGUUGUGUCUCUGUUCAGUAUUAAUGUAAUAAUAUUACCUGUGCGGCGGGGUCGCCCGCCGCGCCAUCGGCGGGGAUGCCCGCCGCGUAGCUCCUUGGCGCCGGAUCCAGAGCCAUCUUGUUUUCUAGGGCGCGCCUCUUACAGGAACAGGCGUGAUUACGUCAGCAUGCAUUCGCCCACGUUUUGGCGAGAAAAUUUUUUGUAUUUAAGGCCCAUUCUGACCCCCAGCCAGUGCCCGUGAUAGAACUUGUUUCUAGUGGUUUCCUGAGCCUUGUGCAUCCGAUCUGUUCC